This is a messenger RNA of Fundulus heteroclitus (mummichog), 1155 nucleotides long. RefSeq names its product splicing factor 3a, subunit 2 (gene sf3a2). The transcript is spliced from 8 exons. The coding region runs from base 151 to 1032 and encodes 293 amino acids. Gene Ontology annotation, cellular component: nucleus; catalytic step 2 spliceosome; U2-type prespliceosome. Gene Ontology annotation, molecular function: zinc ion binding; nucleic acid binding. Lineage: Eukaryota; Metazoa; Chordata; Actinopteri; Cyprinodontiformes; Fundulidae. The record is from RefSeq and is a predicted model, not a curated record. Gene Ontology annotation, biological process: spliceosomal complex assembly.
AUUCAACUAUUGAGGAAACAGUAGAAAGCAAGCUAACUGCAUCUGCGUGUUGGUCUCGUUUGAGUCGGUAAAAAAAACCGGCUUGUGUCCAAAGUCCAGUUUUGACUGGACUGGUUCUGUCCAAGUGGUUGAGUCCCUCCACUCGCAAAGAUGGAUUUCCAGCACAGAGCCGGAGGGAAAACGGGGAGCGGCGGGGUGGCCUCUGCCUCCGAGAGUAACCGGGACAGGCGUGAGCGCUUACGCCAGCUGGCCCUGGAGACCAUCGACAUUAACAAAGACCCCUACUUUAUGAAGAAUCAUUUAGGCUCAUAUGAGUGCAAGCUUUGUCUGACACUUCACAACAACGAGGGCAGCUACUUGGCUCACACACAAGGGAAGAAGCAUCAGACUAACUUAGCACGGAGAGCAGCCAAAGAGGCGAAAGAAGCUCCUGCUCAGCCGGCUCCAGCCAAAGUAAAAGUCGAGGUCAAGAAGUUUGUCAAAAUUGGUCGACCAGGAUACAAAGUGACCAAACAGAGGGACCCAGAGAUCGGUCAGCAGUCUUUACUCUUCCAGAUCGACUAUCCGGAGAUUGCGGAAGGGAUCGGACCCCGGCAUCGUUUCAUGUCUGCUUACGAACAGCGCAUCGAGCCUCCUGAUCGUCGCUGGCAGUACCUGCUGUUUGCUGCUGAACCUUAUGAAACUAUUGCCUUUAAGGUCCCCAGCAGGGAAAUAGAUAAAGCAGAAAACCGCUUCUGGACCCACUGGAACAAAGAAACUAAACAGUUUUUCCUGCAGUUCCACUUCAAAAUGGAGAAAGCUAUUUCUGGCGGUCCAGUUCCUCCUGUUGGCGUGAAGCACCCGCCUCCACUCAUGAGCGGACCAGGAUCUCGACCACCGAGUGAUUCUCUACCUCCCCCUCCACCUGGAGGGAUGUCGGUCCAUCCUCUCCCACCUGGGGCCCCGGGUGCCCCACAGAUGCCCCAUCAGAUGCCCAUGCCUCCCAUGCCGAUGAGGCCGCCACCUCCAGAUGGCCUAAUGUCUAACAAUUAAUUUCCUGUCAUUGGUUUUAUAAUUGCUUUCUAUUAUCGUUCCUGGAUUUGAGUCUAUUCAGUAGAUUUUUUAUACAUUUUCAGGAUAAAUAUGUGGGAUAACAUCUCCACGUUUUUUUUUUUU